This is a messenger RNA of Protomyces lactucae-debilis, 915 nucleotides long. RefSeq lists its product as uncharacterized. Bases 1 to 915 code for a protein of 304 amino acids. The record is from RefSeq and is a predicted model, not a curated record. NCBI's taxonomy places the organism in Eukaryota, Fungi, Ascomycota, Taphrinomycetes, Taphrinales, Protomycetaceae. The transcript has a single exon.
AUGAGUGGCUUUGGUCUCUUUGAAAAGGUGAGGGUAAAGCUACAAGCAGACCUCACCCCUGAUGAAUUUGCAACGCUCGAAAAAUGCGGCCGUCAAGUACGGAACGAUGCGCGGAUUGGGUCCAUGAUUGGUGCUGUUGUAGCCAUCUUGGGGAUGCGUCGUCGCAAGUUAUGGCCAUUGACCAAGUUUCCUGGACGUGCACUCUUCUUCAUUGGUGGAAGCACAGUGGUGGGUAUGCAGAUCGGUGUUGUCGUUGGGAGCAUCUCAGCGGCUUCAACGGUUCAGACCAUGCCAAAGGAAUCUCAACACCGCGUGAUGAAGGCCAUCAGGGAGGUACAGGUGGAACAGCAAGACAAGAUCAGACGCGGUGGUCCCUUGGGUGAGAUUCGCGUUUGGGAGCAGAAAUCAACGACAGACAUGCCUAUGGAUGCUGCGAAUGAGGGUAUGCCAGCUGACCCAAGCCGGCCUGUGGACGCUAGUCUACGUACACCCUUCAAUGGACCUGGUCCGAUGGCUAGCUCGCAAGAGCCGCAACAUCAAUCGAAUGUAUGGCAGCAGUUGCGUGGAGAGAACGGAGGACGUCCACAGACUGCUUGGGAGAAGCUACGCAGUGGACGUGAUCCUAAUGCUCGUGCUGCUGGACAACAAGCGAAUCAGACAGCAACGGCAGAUCCAUUCACGCCACCGCCAGACGAUAGUGUAUCCCCUGCCAAAUUGCCUGCUCAAUCGACAAGCAGAGGCUCAGACUCUGAGAGCAGACUGCCAGAGGACAAGGCACGUUCACAAAGCGAGUUUGACAAGUUGCUCGACCAAGAACGCGCAGGCUUUGGUGUCGACUUUGUUGAGAAUGGUUCACAUCCAAUGGCAAGCAACAAGCAACCUCGUCGCAACAAGUUUGGUGAUGUGGAAGUAUAA